AUGAACAGCGCGGUGUCUGGAAUGGUUUUGUCGCUCGGCGCGAUGCAGGUCGCCCGCAAGAUCGACUUCAACGACCCCCAGGUCCUCACCUACGUCCGCAUCUUCUACGUUGCGGUUCAGGCUAUCGUUCUCGGCGUCUACUACUAUGCGACUCUGAAGAUCAAGCAGAAGAACGACCUCAAGGUGCUCAAGUACACCGAGCCGGCAAAGCCGAUGUCUGGCGAGGGCCCGACGCAGGUCACGACCACGAACCGGGACUACGACCUCGCCGAAACCAGCAAGGCGAUCCGUGGUGUUCUCAUGGGCGUCCUCUUUAUGGCCUUCAUGCACGGCUACAUGAAGUACACCCAGCCGCUCUUCAUCCAGGGCAUCAUGCCCAUCAAGGCUCUCUACGACUCCAAGAUCCUCCGCAUCCACCUCCUCAACCGCCCCGCCACCGGCGACCUCAAGCGACCGUUCGAGGCUCCUCCCUCGCUCUUCGCGCCCAAGACAUCGUCCGACAACUCGUCUUCGACUGCUGCGGCCGAGCCUGCCAAGGUCGAGGCAAAGAAGGACAAGUAG
This is a messenger RNA of Rhodotorula toruloides NP11, 561 nucleotides long. Its product is annotated as inorganic phosphate transporter. The record is from RefSeq and is a predicted model, not a curated record. The transcript has 5 exons. Gene Ontology annotation, biological process: protein targeting to ER. NCBI's taxonomy places the organism in Eukaryota, Fungi, Basidiomycota, Microbotryomycetes, Sporidiobolales, Sporidiobolaceae. The coding region runs from base 1 to 561 and encodes 186 amino acids. Gene Ontology annotation, cellular component: endoplasmic reticulum; mitochondrion.